AUGAAUGGCACUUCAUCCAUCCUCUUUGGAGGUUACGACAAUGAACUUAUUAAGAAUGACAAGGCUCUUUCUUGGGUGGAUCUAAAAAAUUCAAGUUAUUGGACUGUUGACAUUGACAAUUUCAAGUACGAUGGUACUGAGCUUAGUCUACGUACAUCUAGCGCAAGGAUUGACACAGGAAUAUCAUAUAUACUUCUGGAGUCAAGAGACUUUUCAAGCCUUUGGACUCAGUUUAAAAAAGGUAGAACAUGCGGCUAUAUAAGCGGAUCAACCCAACUAGCUUGCACCUGAGACUCUGUUAAGGAUUUCAAAGAUAUAAAGUUCAAGCUUGGAGACCACGAUAUGAAGAUAUCCUCAUCUGCCUACAUAAAAUUCUACAACAGUACUAGCUCAAACAAUACUUGUGCAUUCUUAAUUGGCUCGUAUUCAGGAAGCAGCGGCGGCAUAGUUUACCUAGGAUACACAUUCAUGAGAGAGUAUUACAUCUACCAUGAUGUUACCGCACAAAGAGUUGGCCUCUACAGGAAAGGCUCCUCAGGCCACCCAUCAGUUAUACUAACGAUCAUUACGUUGGUGGUGCUCAUAGUGAGCUUCUAAAAGAGGUCUAGACCCAAACCGUGUGCUAGUCUCUUCUAACCCUCCCUGGCCGUUCAUUCAUGACUGAAAGGAUGGCUUUGGGUAAAGAAAACCAGAAGAGAUCUUAGCAUAAAUACUAUUUCAUCAAUAACACCGUUUGA
Moneuplotes crassus is the source of this 737-nucleotide messenger RNA. The record is from the annotation of a GenBank genome assembly. NCBI's taxonomy places the organism in Eukaryota, Ciliophora, Spirotrichea, Euplotida, Euplotidae.